This is a messenger RNA of Cuculus canorus (common cuckoo), 466 nucleotides long. RefSeq names its product gonadotropin releasing hormone 1 (gene GNRH1). The coding region runs from base 93 to 371 and encodes 92 amino acids. The transcript is spliced from 4 exons. Lineage: Eukaryota; Metazoa; Chordata; Aves; Cuculiformes; Cuculidae. The record is from RefSeq and is a predicted model, not a curated record. Gene Ontology annotation, biological process: multicellular organism development. Gene Ontology annotation, molecular function: gonadotropin hormone-releasing hormone activity. Gene Ontology annotation, cellular component: extracellular region.
UUGUGUAUAAAAGGUGGGAUGACAAGCAUCCUCGCGGGGCCUUUUCAAAGAGAGAAGAGUUGGAGUUGUUCCGCAGCCUCUCGGCAAGCAGAAUGGUGAAGACCAGGAAGAUCUUCGUCAGCGUCCUGCUCUUUGUCGUGUCUGUGGGAAUCUGCUUGGCUCAACACUGGUCCUUUGGCCUGCAACCAGGAGGGAAACGGAACGCUGAAAACCUGGUGGAAUCCUUUCAAGAGAUUGCAAAUGAAAUGGAAAAAUUAGGGGAAAUGCCGAAGACUGAAUGCCCAGGGUCCUAUCAGCACUCCAAGCUCGGUGAUCUGAAGGAAGCCGUGGAAAGCCUGAUCGAAGGAGAAGCAAGACGAAGGAAGAUUUAAAUGGACAAUGGACCCAGAAGAACAUUUCAAAGCUGUGUUAAAACCAAUUCUUCUUUAAACUGUCUCCAUUGCAUUAUGUGAAUAAACAGUCUGAA